GCUGUUAUCCUAACGAAAACCGAAAGAGAUGAAGAUGAAGUAGCAGAAGCAGCUCAUCCCAAAGUUGAAAGUUCCCAGCAAAUCAACUCGAAACAUUACAGUGGUGUUGCCCUUGGGUAUCUUCUGUUUGCUGCUAUAAAAUUGGUAAACAUGCAAGGAUUACUUAAUGCCUUCUCUUAUCAAAUUCGUUUGAAACCCGAAAUUGCUCACAAGCUUACCGUGACAAAAACUGGGCUCCUCUCCCAAAAACUCGACCUGGUUUUUCCAAGAAGAAAUUGCUUCAAUGCCAUUAGCUCAACAAGUGUUGACGCUGAUGGAGACGAAGAAGAAAGAUGUAAUUUGGAUUGGGAAUUGGAGUUUCUUGGAGAGCUUGACAAGAAGACGAAAAACCAACCUACAUCUAGGCUGCUUCAAGAAACUGAGGGCAUGGAUUGGUGUGUGAGGGCAAGAAAGACUGCUCUAAAGUCGAUUGAAGCCAAGGGCUGGUCUCAUAGAAUGGAAGAUAUGAUUACCAAAAAGAAGAAAAAGAAAAAGAACAAGAAGAAACUGGUGACGAAAAACAAAAUGAAUAAGAAAAGCAAGCAAGUCGAACAAGACCUUGAUUCAGAGGAAGACUUUGAUAUGCAAGAUAUAGAUGCAUUAGGUGGUUCUACCGAUUUAAGAACAACUGUGAGUAUGCUGGGAGGUGGGAUGUUUGAAGAGAAAAGGGAGAAGACCAUGCAAGAUUUUGUUCAGAGGCUUUCCCAAUUCUCAGGGCCAUCUGAUCGUAAGAAAGAAAUCAACUUGAACAAAGCAAUUGUUGAAGCACAAACUGCAGAAGAAGUAUUGGAGGUUACUGCUGAGACAAUAAUGGCUGUGGGGAAAGGCUUGAGUCCCUCUCCCCUCUCUCCUUUGAACAUUGCCACUGCUCUUCAUCGAAUUGCUAAGAACAUGGAGAAAGUUUCGAUGCUAGAGACACGUAGGUUGGCUUUUGCUCGUCAAAGAGAGAUGUCUAUGCUUGUAGGAAUAGCAAUGACAGCCUUACCAGAGUGUUCAGCUCAAGGUAUUUCUAAUAUCUCGUGGGCAUUGUCUAAGAUAGGAGGUGAGCUGCUUUACUUGUCAGAAAUGGAUAGAGUUGCAGAGGUAGCCUUAACCAAGGUUGGGGAGUUUAAUUCACAGAAUGUGGCUAAUAUCGCGGGGGCUUUUGCUUCCAUGAAGCACUCUGCUUCUGAUCUUUUUCCUGAGUUAUCAAAGAGGGCAUCAGUUAUAAUUCACACUUUCCAAGAGCAAGAGCUUGCUCAGGUUUUGUGGGCUUUUGCUUCUUUACAUGAGUCUGCUGAACCUUUGCUGGAAUCUUUAGAUAAUGUUUUCAAAGAUGCAAACCAAUUUAUAUGCUGCCCAAACAAAGAACAAUCGAAUCUCAACCGAGAAAAUGGUGUGGACAACAUAGGAGAUCUUGACAUCAAUGGCAUUGCACGCACUCCUGUGCUCAGUUUCAGAAGGGAUCAGCUUGGGAACAUAGCGUGGUCUUAUGCUGUUCUAGGACAAAUGGACCGCAGUUUUUUUUCCCAUGUGUGGAGGACUCUUUGCCAAUUUGAAGAGCAAAAAAUUUCAGAACAGUAUAGGGAGGAUGUCAUGUUUGCUUCUCAAGUUCAUCUAGUGAACCAGUGCUUGAAGCUUGAGUACCCACAUCUUCAUUUAUCUUUAAAGAGAGAUCUUGAGGAGAAAAUAGCACGUGCCGGUAAAACUAAGAGAUUUAACCAGAAAAUGACUUCAUCUUUUCAAAAGGAGGUCGCUCAUCUUCUUGUUAGCACUGGCCUUGAUUGGAUCAAAGAGUAUGAUGUGGACGGGUACACUGUGGAUGCUGUUGUAAUUGAUAAGAAGAUUGCUAUGGAGAUUGAUGGCCCAACUCAUUUCUCAAGAAAUACUGGGGUUCCCUUGGGACACACUAUACUCAAACGCCGCUACAUAACUGUAGCUGGUUGGAAAGUUGUGUCUUUGUCUCAUCAAGAGUGGGAAGAACUUGAAGGUGGGUUUGAGCAGCUAGACUACCUAAGAGAAAUUUUGAAGGAGCACCUUUAGACGUAGUAUGCAAUACGAAGGUCAGAGAGAGGGGGGGCAAUGUGAUAUUGUGACGAAACAAAGGCAGAUAAGUACAUUUUAUUAGGCGCCCUUUGUUAUGGUGAUGGCAAAUAUCGUUGUAACUUGUAAGUCCAACUAUUGUAAUGUUAUGACCUUUAAAUUUUGGAAAA
Molecule: messenger RNA, 2231 nt
Organism: Rosa chinensis
Lineage: Eukaryota; Viridiplantae; Streptophyta; Magnoliopsida; Rosales; Rosaceae
Product: RAP domain-containing protein, chloroplastic
Exons: 5
Coding region: 151-2061 (636 amino acids)
Biological process (GO): chloroplast rRNA processing; mitochondrial RNA processing; regulation of mitochondrial mRNA stability
Cellular component (GO): chloroplast; mitochondrial matrix; ribonucleoprotein granule
Molecular function (GO): RNA binding
Source: RefSeq, a predicted model, not a curated record